This is a messenger RNA of Cydia splendana, 2304 nucleotides long. Its product is annotated as actin nucleation-promoting factor WASL-like. The transcript has 11 exons. Gene Ontology annotation, molecular function: actin binding. Gene Ontology annotation, biological process: actin filament organization. NCBI's taxonomy places the organism in Eukaryota, Metazoa, Arthropoda, Insecta, Lepidoptera, Tortricidae. The coding region runs from base 237 to 1817 and encodes 526 amino acids. The record is from RefSeq and is a predicted model, not a curated record.
UGUAUGAUAGAUGUGGUUUAGAGAGAAAGUUUAUUACUAGUUUUUAGUGUUCGUAGGCGCAAAUUAAGAUUUAAAUUCAGUCAAAAUAUCAUAAUAAUUAAUUAUAUUCAAAAUAAAAAAGGCGUCAACGUAGUUAUACAUAUACUAUUCAAAAGCAGGAAUGUGUGACAUCUGGGGCUGUGCCUGUGUGUAGCGAGCGAUUGAAGGUAUCAUAGCAUAGAAGUAGCAACGACAGGAUGCCGAGGGGAGAACAUAGGCCUAGCGUAUUACUAAGCCGCGAGGAGAACGAACAGGUUUUCAGUCUAAUCGGACCGAAGUGCCAGAGUUUAGCGACGGCAGUAGUUCAGUUGUUUACCACUGAGGGACCAGCACAUUCAGAAUGGAAGAAAAAGGAUACUGGCAUCUUGUGCUUGGUGAAGGACAACAGCAAGCGUUCCUACUUCUUCCGCAUUUACUGCCUCUACAGAAAGGCCAUGAUAUGGGAACAUGAAGUGUACUUGCAGAUAGAAUAUAAACACCCGAGGCCUUAUUUGCAUACAUUUGAAGCUGAAGACUAUAUGACAGCUUUUAAUUUUGCCAAUGAAGAUGAAGCUAAGGUCCUCAGAAAUAUCCUCAUUGAGAAGAUUGAAUUAAGGAAGCAAAAGCGUGAAGAGCGACGGCAGCGGUCGAUGCUGGCGUCGCGCGCCAACAGCCAGCAGUCGGCGCGGCACAACGGCGUGCCGCCAGCGCCGCCCGGCCCGGCGCCCACGCCCCAGCCCGCCCCUGCGCCCGCGCCCCAGCCCGUGCCGCACCAUGUGCCCGCGCCGCACCACCAGCCCGUGCACGCACCACCUCUCAAAUCUAUAUCUUCUGGCAUGCUGAAGAAUACCAGCAAGAAACCAAAGAUGAGAAAAAUCACAAAAGCUGACAUUGGAAAUCCACAAGACUUCAAGCACAUAUCACACGUCGGGUGGGACGCUAACAAAGGUUUCGACUUGGACAACCUGCCGGAGGAGGAGAUGCGGUCGUUCUUCUCGAUGGCGGGCGUGUCGGCCUCGCAGCUGGAGGACUCCAGCACGCGCCAGUUCAUCUACGACUUCAUCAACGAGCACGGCGGCGUCGACGCCGUCAAGGAGGAGCUGCACAAACCCGACCCCGGCCCCGCACAAGGUGGUGGAGGGUACGGGCGCGGCGCGCCGGCGCCCGCCCCGGCGCCGCCCGCGCCGCCCGUGCCGCACCGCAGCCCCGCGCCUCCGCACCCGCCCCAGCCGCCUUCACGUGCGCCCCCGCCGCCGCCGGCGCGCGCCGUGCCGCCGCCGCCGCCGCCCGCCGUCUCCCGCAACCCGCCGCCGCCGAGACCCAUUCAGCCGCCGUCGAGUGGUCCACCGGCGGUGCCGCCGCCGCCGCCGCCGAUGCAGCCGCCGGCAGGCGCGCCGCCGCCUCCGCCGCCGCCCGCGCCUCCCGCGCCCCCCGCGCCGCCCGCGCCGCCUGCACCGCCUGGCCCGCCAGACGCUGCGGUGCCACUUGACGUAAGAGCCGCGCUCAUGGAAAGCAUUCGCAGUGGAAACAAGGCUUUAAAGCACGUGGAAGCCGGGUCCAAGCCGCCCGCAGAGGACAACCGGAGCAACCUGCUCAGCGAGAUCCGACAGGGAGUCGAGUUGCGAUCCGUGCAGGCGUCGCGGCCGGCGAGCAACGGUGCGGAGCCAACGGCGGGCACGGGCGGCGCCUCGGGCCUGGCCGUGGCGCUGCGCCGCGCGCUGGACGAGCGCUCGCGCGUCAUCCACUCCUCCGACUCCGACGAUAGCGAGCCCGCCACCAGCGACGACGAUUGGGAUUAACCGCACUAUGACACCGACUCGCUCUCUCCUCCCUCCUUACACACAUUUCAUAUUUAUUUUUACAUUAUACUUUUACUUCCUGAAAUUUUGGCACACAUCUAACAGUCUCUUCUUCUUCAAAGAGCUUUAAUUAAAACGUAAGAAUUCUACAGUCUACGUACAUGUUAGGCUCAGGUGGUCAAGUGGCACCUUGUUGUACAAAUACCGCGAAGUUAACCGAGUGUAGAUAAGGACCACAAAACGUCAUAACUUUGGCAUUUAAUUAAAAUCUUCUUCCUCGUGGUAAUGUACUAUAUUACAGUGUUUUCUUUUUAAGCUCCUUUUUAGUGUUCCGCCCAAAACUUUGAUCGCGGAACACUUAUUUACCAUGUAACUCUUUUGCCUAAUCUUCUUAAUAACUGACUGACAUUCACACUGGCUUUAUACCUCCCAAUUUAUUCGACUUAAUGUUAAAAUAAAAUAUGAAUAUUGUAGGCGCCACUAUACC